AAAAAAUCCCUCACAUCAUAUACAAUGAAGGUCGUCGCAGCUUAUUUGUUGGCAGUCUUAGGUGGUAACGAACAACCAGCCAAGAAGGAUAUUGAAAAGAUUUUGAGCUCUGUUGGUGCUGAAGUCGAUGGUGAACAAAUUGAUAGACUCUUGAAGGAAUUGUCUGGUAAGAACGUUUUCGACGUUAUUGCCUCCGGAAAGGAAAAGUUGGCUUCCGUCCCAACUGGUGGUGCUGCUGCCUCUUCCGCUCCAGCUGCUGCUGCCUCAACUGCUGCUGCUGUUGAAGAAAAGAAGCCAGAACCUGAAGAAGAAGAAGAAGAAAUGGGUUUCGGUGGUCUCUUCUAAAUCUACUUAAAAUAAAAAUCCUAAAUAUUUAAAACUUCUUAA
Messenger RNA from Naegleria gruberi, 387 nucleotides. RefSeq lists its product as uncharacterized. The coding region runs from base 25 to 345 and encodes 106 amino acids. Gene Ontology annotation, cellular component: ribosome; cytosolic large ribosomal subunit. Gene Ontology annotation, molecular function: structural constituent of ribosome. NCBI's taxonomy places the organism in Eukaryota, Heterolobosea, Eutetramitea, Acrasida, Naegleriidae. The transcript has a single exon. The record is from RefSeq and is a predicted model, not a curated record. Gene Ontology annotation, biological process: translation; cytoplasmic translational elongation.